UCUCACCUGUAUCAGUCCCACCUGUGUCAGUUCCACCUGUGUCAGUUCCACCUGUGUCAGUCCCACCUGUGUCAGUCUCACCUGUAUCAGUCCCACCUGUGUCAGUCUCACCUGUGUCAGUCUCACCUGUAUCAGUCCCACCUGUGUCAGUUCCACCUGUGUCAGUUCCACCUGUGUCAGUCCCACCUGUGUCAGUCCCACCUGUGUCAGUCCCACCUGUGUCAGUUCCACCUGUGUCAGUCCCACCUGUGUCAGUCCCACCUGUGUCAGUCUCACCUGUAUCAGUCCCACCUGUAUCAGUCCCACCUGUGUCAGUUCCACCUGUGUCAGUCCCACCUGUGUCAGUCCCACCUGUGUCAGUCCCACCUGUGUCAGUCUCACCUGUUCAGUCUCACCUGUGUCAGUCAGUCCCACCUGUGUCAGUCCCACCUGUGUCAGUCCCACCUGUGUCAGUCUCACCUGUAUCAGUCCCACCUGUGUCAGUUCCACCUGUGUCAGUCCCACCUGUGUCAGUCCCACCUGUGUCAGUCCCACCUGUGUCAGUCUCACCUGUCUCAGUGA
Molecule: messenger RNA, 561 nt
Organism: Notolabrus celidotus (New Zealand spotty)
Lineage: Eukaryota; Metazoa; Chordata; Actinopteri; Labriformes; Labridae
Product: keratin-associated protein 5-4-like
Exons: 3
Cellular component (GO): keratin filament
Source: RefSeq, a predicted model, not a curated record